Perca fluviatilis (European perch) is the source of this 631-nucleotide messenger RNA. Its product is annotated as phospholipase A2-like. The coding region runs from base 27 to 476 and encodes 149 amino acids. The transcript has 4 exons. Gene Ontology annotation, molecular function: calcium ion binding; phospholipid binding. Lineage: Eukaryota; Metazoa; Chordata; Actinopteri; Perciformes; Percidae. The record is from RefSeq and is a predicted model, not a curated record. Gene Ontology annotation, biological process: arachidonate secretion; lipid catabolic process; phospholipid metabolic process.
CUGUCACUUGCUGUCUGACUUACAGGAUGAACACCCUCCAGGCUCUGGUUCUCUUGGCUGCAGGCCUCUCUGUUUCCCACUCACUGGACUACAGGGCACUCACCCAGUUUAGAAAGAUGAUCCUGUGUGUGAUGCCUGAUAGCUGGCCUCUUUUUGACUACGCCGACUACGGCUGCUACUGUGGAAAGGGAGGCUCCGGCACACCUGUGGAUGAUCUGGACAGGUGCUGCCAAGUGCAUGAUCAGUGUUUCAAUGAUGCAAUGCAACACCCUGAGUGCUGGCCCAUCCUCGACAACCCGUACAGCGAGUUUUAUGACUACAGCUGCGACAAGGAAAACAAGAAGGUCACCUGUGGCAACAAAAACAACGAAUGCGAGAUGUUCAUCUGUGAGUGUGACAGGAAGGCCGCCGAGUGCUUUGGCGUGUCACCUUGGAACCCUGAGCACGAGCACCUGCCCAGCGACCGCUGUCAGUAAAGACAGCUCACAAAAAGUGACAGAUCAAUUGGUCAAUUUGUUGGCUCAUUAGAAAUAUUCACCUUAUAUCAAUUUCUGCAUCUGUUGAAUUACUUUUGCUGGGUUUGUUAUGUAAUGUGGAAUUAUUCUGAUGAUAAACACAGUUUGAUCUCUUA